CACCUCCGAACCCACAACUUCACCAUUCUCGAUCAAACCGCACCGCAUUGCUACGUCCCGCUCUGCCUCUUCUACCCCAACACUUCUUCUUCUACGCAACAGCGCUCGCUGCUUACCGAGAGCCUCAAGGGUUCCCUCGCCAAAACCCUCAACGUCUACUACCCGCUCGCGGGCCGGUACAGAGACGCCUUCGCCGUCGACUGCAACGACGCCGGGGCCGAAUUCGUCAAUGCCCGCGUCGUCGCCGGCUCCAUGUCCGACGUCGUCCUGCAGGCGCCGGACGACGACGUUUUGGUGCCGCUGCUUCUAUGCCGCCCGCGUGGCCGACACGUGGACUCGGAGGGCGAGCUGGUGCUCCUGGCCGUCCAUGUCAGCUUUUUCGACGGCUGCGGAGGGGUGAGCAUCGGGGUGUGCGUGUGGCACGGGCUCGCCGAUGCCUGCACGCUCGCCUGCUUUCUCGCCACGUGGAGCGGAUUCGCGAUGCAAGAUUCCGGGGGCCGCACCGUUAGGGAAGGAGAUGGUGACACCGCCGUUGUUGAGGAUUGCACUGUCGUGUUUCCUCCCGCGGACCUUUCCGUACACGGCGAAUGCAUGGAGAGGUUUCGAGCGGCGGUGGCCACUCCCGGCACGAGAACCAAGAGGUUCGUGUUCGAAGGCGGCAAGAUCGCGGCUCUCAGGCGGGGAAUCGAGGAGAGCAGCUGGCGGCAGCCGCUAGUUGCGGAGCCUAAGAUUUGA
Linum tenue is the source of this 735-nucleotide messenger RNA. The record is from the annotation of a GenBank genome assembly. Lineage: Eukaryota; Viridiplantae; Streptophyta; Magnoliopsida; Malpighiales; Linaceae.